Molecule: messenger RNA, 981 nt
Organism: Silurus meridionalis
Lineage: Eukaryota; Metazoa; Chordata; Actinopteri; Siluriformes; Siluridae
Gene: snrpb2
Product: small nuclear ribonucleoprotein polypeptide B2
Exons: 7
Coding region: 96-755 (219 amino acids)
Biological process (GO): mRNA splicing, via spliceosome
Cellular component (GO): U1 snRNP
Molecular function (GO): U1 snRNA binding
Source: RefSeq, a predicted model, not a curated record
CUGGAACUCACGUCAUCAAAACGCGCCGCCAAAAAAUAAACCGGAAGUGCGUCGCCGAGCCGUUUCAGUGUGCGGUGUGGUGAAAGAAAAGUAACAUGGAUAUACGACCGAAUCACACCAUAUACAUCAACAACCUGAAUGAUAGAGUGAAGAAAGAAGAGGUGAAGCGGUCUCUCUAUGCCCUGUUCUCUCAGUUCGGUCAGAUCAUCGAGAUCGUGGCUAUGAAGACAAUGAAAAUGAGGGGACAGGCGUUUGUGGUGUUUAAAGAACUCGCUGCAGCUACGAACGCUCUCAGGCAGCUGCAAGGAUUCCCGUUCUACAACAAGCCCAUGCGAAUCCAGUACGCGAAGACGGACUCCGAUAUCGUCGCCAAGAUGAGGGGCACGUACGGAGACAAAGAGAAGAAGAAGGAGAAGAAGAAGAAAGCGCAGGAGCAAGCGGCCAACGCUGGCAAGAAACCAUUGAAUGCCGUAAACACACAGCCCCCUCCUCCAGCUACAGUCCAGGUUCCUGAUAAUCCUCCCAACUACAUCCUGUUCCUGACCAACCUCCCCGAGGAGACCAACGAGAUGAUGCUGUCCAUGCUGUUCAACCAGUUCCCCGGUUUUAAAGAGGUGCGUCUGGUCCCCGGAAAACACGACAUCGCCUUUGUGGAGUUUGAGAGCGAAUCCCAAGCUGGAGUCGCAAAAGACGCGCUACAGGGCUUCAGGAUCACCGCCACCUGCGCCAUGAAGAUCACCUACGCCAAGAAGUGACCACACACAGGUGUAACAUGAACAUUGUCGGACUGAAAUGCAGCCCUGCUGCCCGAAUCCUGGUUUCAUUACGAUCCAUUUCUUUCGUUACGUUCGUGACUUGUACAGGAUUUUUUUUUUUUGUAGAAAACGCCACCGUGGCAGACUGUGAGAGAGUCGGGGGGGGCAUCGGGGCUGAUAUUGUAUUUUUGUUUUUUAUGCUGAUGAUUAAAGGAGGUUUUCAACA